AUGAAUACUAAAAAAAGUAAGCAUAAACGAGCGAAACCUGUACAGUUUUCAACAGAAAAAGUGGUUCAAGUGAAUGAAAAAGUCGAUGAACCUAAAAUUGAAGAACAAGUAAUAAACGACGACAAAGUUGUUACCGAUAAAACUACUGUUGUGGAUGUGCCAGUGACAGAUGAAACGUUCGUUCAACAAGAUACACCGGUAAAGCCGAAAAGAAAGAAAACUAAAAAGAAGAAGCAAGAUGUAAGGGAUGAUAACAAAACUCCGGAAAUUUCUAAUGAAAAAGAAAGUGCUACAAACAUAGAAGUUGUAAGUGCACCUGACGAAAUUUGUAACAUUAAAAGUGAUAUUGAAAAGGAGGAAAAGAAUAUUCCUAAGAAGAAAAAAAAUAAAAAGAAGCCCGUUACACCAGAAUCCUUAGAGGUUCCGCAAAAUAUAAUAAUUGCUAACGUAAUUCCUAUUUACGAAAAUAUUUGUGAUGAUCAAGAAAAAUCUUCAAAAAAGAAACACAAGAAAAAAAAGCCUACUUGUAAAGCUGAAGACGUCAUGUGUAUAUCUGCCUUUCAAGAUCUCUUAGAACCGCAGAAUUCUCAAGAACGAUCGUAUUUAACUGAUGGUAGUAGCAAUGAGGUUGUUAAUCUAGAUAAGAAAGAUGAAAUACUUUUAGAAUCUGUUCAAACUUCUACGAAGAAAAAGGACAAGAAACAUGCAUCCGUGGAAAACUUAUGUGAGGCUGACAUUACACUGGUAAAAGAUAUUUCUCUUCCUGUAGAGACACUUUUAUCACAAGAAGAAAAAAAUCUAACUAAAGAUCGUGAAGAAAUUGAUAAAUUAAGUCCUAAACCGAAGGCUAAAAUAGCAAAACCUGUUGAUAAAAAGAGAAAAGAUAAAAAGUCGCAAAACAUAUUAGAAGCAGAAAUUGAAAACUCGUCGCAACAAAAUAAAAAUAAUAAUGUUAUUAUGACGCAAAUUUCAGAAACUUGUACUGACAAUAAACCUAUUGGUGAAAGUGACAAUAUAGCUGCCUCAACGAUUGAUAUUACAAUAUCCGAUGAAACGAGCGAUACUUUGGAUCUUAAUCGUGCUAUAGAACUGGAACACUCUCAAGUCGAUACUGAAAUCGAAAAUAAUCAAUUCACAGAAGUGAGACCAUCAAGAAAAAAGAAGAAAUCUGAAAAGAACGUAAAUUCGAGUAAUAUUAAAGAAAAAAGUGUGCCGGUCGAUAAGGGAGGAAAAGAAGGGUUUGACGGUGCCACUAAUGUUUCCUCUUCAAUCGAAUUUGGUUUCAAAGACAAAGAUUCCAAUAUAAUGCCAGAUUUCAUACAGUGCCCGAGAUCUAGUAGUCAACAACAAUCCGACAAUAAUAAUAAUAUGGUUAUUAGAGAGAUUACCUCUCCUGAGGAAGUGAGGUUGGAAAUUCCCGUUUUAAUGUCUGUACCUGUUAUUCAAGGCUCAGGAGAGUCGCCGGAAGUACAAUUAAAAAUGGAUCCUCUAGACAUAGAAGUUACUGAGUUGAAUUCGAUAACCUCUGAUAUCUGUAAACAAUUUAAAACAGUGAAUGAUUAUCAAGAAAUGGACGAAUUAAAAUUAUCAAUAGAAAAAUCUUUAACUGAAUUAACAGCUAUUGAAAAAAGUGAACUUGAGGCUGAAAAAAAAUUUGAAGAAGUAUUAGCCUACAAUUUAGAGCAUUUAAAUGAGAGUAAAUCAGUAACGGAAGAAAACUUACCAUUUUUACUGAAUGAAAGGGAAACAACUUCAAAAGAGGAAAAUAAAGGUCCCGAAAUCUCUAACGAUUCUGCAGUUGCACCAGUGUGCCCCACAAGAAAAGAGAAAAAAAGUAGACUUAAGAAGAAAGGUAAACAGUGUUUAGAAGCGACGCCAAACACAUCGACUACAUCAACUGCAAACGUCGAUCAAAGUAAGGAUAAUUCGAAUAAAAAGUCUGAAAAAUGUGAUAAAAGUAAUGGGAGUAAAACAGAUCAGCAAGAGAAAGGCAAGCAGCAAUCUCUAAGUAGUGAUAUUGAUAUGGGUAUAAACUCAUUUCAAUGUGAAGUAGUUUACGAACCUAUUGAAAAUUUUGAAGACGCGCUAACAUCUAGCAAUGAAAAUAUAAACGAUACCUUUGAAUUGAUUGCCCAAGAAGCAAACGAGGUUCCAAUUAAACAGCUAUCAUCUUUACAAAAACCUGAAAUAAGUAUCACAGAACCAGAAGAUGAUAAAAACAAAGAGAAGGAUUUUAGAAAACAUCCUAUUUCGCAGCCAAAAAACUUAUUAGGCCACCCCAAAAUUCCUGUACAAUCGAAUAAAACGGAUUAUAAAAAAGAAAAGAACAAACCACCUAAUUCAAUAUCCGCCAAAGUAAAGAUAAAAGAUGCAAACGAAGUUGAAAAGGCCAAAGGAUGUAAAGAGACCCAAACGAAAAGCAAACUAAUAAAAGGUACGCAAGAAUCAUGUACAUACAAGACGAACGAAACUAAUGAUUUUUUAUACAAAUAUAGUUUUCGGAAGGUGUUUCUGCCUAAUAUAUGUAAUGCGUGUAAAAAGGAGUUGGAUCAACGAGUUGUUUGCAAAUUUUGCAACUUAGUAUUCUAUUGUAGCCAGAAACAUAAAGACGAAGAUUGGCCUCAACAUCAAUUUUUAUGUUUCGCCGUCUGCACUAUAGCUCAUUUAAAAGAACAAAAGUUUAUAUAUGGAAACACGAAGAACAUAAUCGGACAAGAGUACAGAAUCCUAAGAAUGAGAAUAAUAAUGGCUUGUGAAAAGAUGUUAAAACGUAAGUUAGUGCCGUGGGAGCAAGAAGCUUUACUGUACGCAAGAAUUUGUUCUAACAGCGGCUGCAGGGAGUGGAAACAAAGCCUUUUAACUGACUGCAAAGGAUGUGGACAGGUGGCUUUUUGUUCAGAUUAUCCUGAACAUUUGCCAGUAUCUCAUCAACGUUGGUGUAAUUCAUAUGGUCUAUAUCAGAAGCUGGUUAGCUACCAACAAAAACAGGGGCGGAUAGAGCCACCAAUGCCAAAAAAAGUGAUAACUGAUAACUAUCAAUUGCCUGAAAAACUUAAAGAUGCGUUAGCUGAUUUGUAUGAGGAAAAUAUUGACAUGUCUGAUAUAGAAUACGCAGCUUUAACACAAAUAGCUACAGCUCCUUUGACGACGAUUCAUAGUUUUCAGAUUAGCAAAAAGAAUACAAAUGGAAUAAGUAAGAAAACAACAUUCACAGUACAUAUUGUGGGCGCUGAGCUACAAUUCGAAGCCGAUGUGUUAAAUAAAUGGGAAUUGUUUUUCUUACAUUUGCGGCCAGAUGUGAAGGAUUUGAGAGUAGUUCUAAUAAGUCCAGACCUUAAUCCUUCCAACCUUCCAUUAGAUUUACUCGGUAAAGUUAAAUUAUGUGAUGAGUGCCGUUUGAGUGAACGUAGACUACUAUUCAAUUUCAUUGACAAGAAAACCUAUCAAGAGUACAAUAAGAGCGAGGAAUUUAUAUAUCCAGAUAUUGUUUGUGCGUUCAAUCCAAGUAUAGAAAGAGCGACAAUCCACAAUGGCAAAGACCACUGGCCUUCAACGCUUACUUGCAUGUCAAAAUUGACAUGUCCCUUGCUAAUCACUGCAUACACAAUGAACGAAUUAAUCAGGGACGUUUCUAGGAUUAAGGCUUUGUCGAACUACAAUGUUAUUUCAGAGCCGAAACUCAAUGCCUUUGCUAGCACAAGACCGGAUAGGAACUUCAUAACGGAUGACGAAAUGCCUCUGUUAUUUAAGAACUAUUGUUACUCUGUACUUUGUGGUUUUUGA
Leptosia nina is the source of this 3783-nucleotide messenger RNA. The record is from the annotation of a GenBank genome assembly. NCBI's taxonomy places the organism in Eukaryota, Metazoa, Arthropoda, Insecta, Lepidoptera, Pieridae.